Messenger RNA from Brassica rapa (field mustard), 591 nucleotides. Its product is annotated as cold-regulated 413 plasma membrane protein 1-like. Gene Ontology annotation, cellular component: membrane. The record is from RefSeq and is marked provisional. Lineage: Eukaryota; Viridiplantae; Streptophyta; Magnoliopsida; Brassicales; Brassicaceae.
AUGACUUUCUCAGCGAUGAGGAGAGACCAUGGAACCCUUCAAGCUAUGGUCGGAUCAGAUCUCAACGAGCUCGCUACUGCUGCUAAGAAUCUCGCUAAUCACACCUUAAUGCUCACUGGUUUAGGCUUUGGUACUUCUAUCCUCGAAUGGAUUGCUUCAAUCGCCGCCAUAUACUUGUUGGUCUUGGAUCGAACUAACUGGAAGACGAAUAUGCUCACAUCACUUUUGAUUCCUUACAUCUUCUUCAGUCUUCCUUCUGUGAUCUUUGGCCUUUUCAGAGGAGAUGUCGGUAAAUGGAUCGCGUUUGUAGCUGUUGUGUGUCAACUCUAAGAACAAGACUUUUAAGAAUGGUUUGAAUUACCGGCGGCUCUGAUUCUACUCAUCGUGGUGGCUCCGGGGCUCAUCGCCGGCACAUUUAGAGACAACUGGGUUGGUUUAGUCGUAUGCUUAUUGAUCGGAUGUUACUUGCUCCAAGAACAUAUUAGAGCUUCAGGUGGAUUUAGAAACGCGUUCACAAAAGCUCAUGGCAUCUCCAACACUCUUGGGAUCAUAGCUCUCGUCGUCUUUCCCAUUUGGGCUCUUGCCUUUUAA